Molecule: messenger RNA, 1467 nt
Organism: Vicia villosa (hairy vetch)
Lineage: Eukaryota; Viridiplantae; Streptophyta; Magnoliopsida; Fabales; Fabaceae
Exons: 4
Coding region: 1-1467 (488 amino acids)
Source: RefSeq, a predicted model, not a curated record
AUGUUACUUCAAAAGGCUAGAGUGAAGUGGGAUUCAGAGGGUGAUUUGAAUAGUAAAUUUUUCCAUUCUGUCAUGAAAUCCAGGCGUAGGAGUAAUUGUAUCAGCCAUAUCCAAACGGAGUUGGAGUCGGUAGGGGAGGUUAAGGAAGAGGUUAAGAGGAAUUUUGAGGAGAAAUUUGUGGAAAGUGGCCAUUGUCGGCCUAUUCUUGAAGGGGAUGACUUUAGAAGUCUUUCUCAACAAGAGAGGGAGUCGUUGGAGGUUCCGUUUUCUGAAUCGGAAAUUAAAGAGGCAGUGUGGAGUUGUGAAGAAUCGAGGAGCCCGGGACCGGACGGAUUAAAUAAGGUUAUGUCCUCUUUAAUCUCAAGUUGCCAAACAACUUUUGUUCCAGGAAGGAUGCUUCUUGAUGGAGUUUUAAUUGUGAACGAAGUUGUUGAUUAUGCGACGAAAUUUAAAAAGGGUUGUUUGCUUUUUAAAGUUGAUUUUGCAAAGGCUUAUGACAAGGUGAGUUGGGGGUAUUUAAGGAGUCCGACUAAAGAUUUUAAGGUCGGUAGAGGGCUUAGACAAGGAGACCCGUUGUCUGCUUUUUUAUUUGUUAUUGCCACGGAGGGUCUUGUUGCUCAUGUUAAACAGUUUAUUCAGUGUAACGAUUUCUAUAGCUUCUCAGUGGAAGGAAAUUGUGAUGUGGACGUUUUAAAAUUCGCGGACGACACUCUUCUAGUGGGUAAUGGGUACUGGAAGCAAGUUUGUGCUUUAAAGGCUGUUUUGCGAGGCUUCGAAGUGGUUUCGGGGUUAGGAGUUAAUUUUAUCAAGAGCAUGGCCCCGGUUGCGGUUUAUAGAGAAAUUGAAAACAUUCAUAACAAAUUUAUCUGGGGUGGCUGCGGGAAUGACAUUCCGUUUUGGAGUGCAGUCUGGUUCGGAAGUCCGAAGCUGUUGGAUGCUUUUUCGUCCAUAUUCGAGUGGAGUCAUUCGAAGGAAGCCGUGGUGAGUUCCUUGGGAUGUUGGUUCGAAAACAGGUGGGUCUGGGACUGCUUUGGUGUGGAUCGGUCAGCACCUGCAUCUGUGUUGGCUGCUGUCACAGUUUUGAAGGGGCUGCUGUUGGAGGUUUUUCCGGAAAGGAGCAAGACUGAUUCGGUUGUCUGGAAGCCGCGCAGAGGGUCGGGUUAUUCAACCAAUAGUGGAUAUAACUUAUUGAUAAAGGAUUACGAAGGUCCGGCGUGGGAUAGCGAUGUGAAAUUAGCUUUUGAUUCUAUUUGGAAAUCAAAUGUUCCUUAUAGAAUAAAAGCUUUCAGGUGGCGGUGUUUGUGGAAUAGACUUCCUACAAAGUAUCUUUUAGUUCGUAGAGGUAUUUCCUUAUCGAUCAAUGAUCAACUUUGUGUUUUUUGUUCCGUCGAGCUCGAAACUUUAGAUCAUAUUUUGUUGGGUUGUCCCUUUUCCAAGUUAGUUUGGAAAGAUGUGUUCUUAUGGUGA